AUGGUCAAUCGAAGACUGAAGCAACACCUCGAAGCCGGAAAUUUCCUUGAUCACCGACAGCACGCUUUCCGACAAGGUUUCGGAACGACCACCUAUUUCGCAACCCUAGGGGAAGUUCUCAAGAACGCUUACGACAGUGGUCUGUACACCGAGAUAGUAUCGCUCGACAUAUCGAAGGCCUUCAACAGAACGUGGACGCCCCUCGUCCUUAAGCAGUUAAUCGACUGGGGUCUUAACGGACCCAUCGUUCACUUCAUCCAGAACUUCUUGUCCAACCGCUCAUUCCGAGUCGCAGUCGGCAACACCAAAUCCCGGCUUUUCCCCGAGGGUGUCCCACAAGGAUCGGUUAUCGCUGUUAUCCUGUUCCUCGUGGCGAUGAACGGAGUCUGCCGUCAACUACCGAAAAACAUAUGUGUUCAUCUACGCCGACGACAUCCUCAGCGUAACCACCGGACCCACGCCAGUACGUACAAGGAUGAGAGCCCAAGCGACAGUCUCCGCUAUCGCCAGACGGACGGAUCUCGCUCUCGGGCCGGGGUCGGUAUCGGUCUAGCCGGAAACAUCACACCAACCAGCUGGAACUUACCGCCGCAAUGUUCUGUCUUCUCUGCUGAAGCUGCUGCCAUCUUCAUCGAUGCUACAACGCUCUCCGACGGACCGAUCCUGGUCCUCUCGGAUUCGCACAGCGUCAUACAAGCCCUGACAUCUGAGGCCCCGACUAAUCCCCGGGUACAGGUGACGAUGAAGUCCGCGCCACCAAACACGGUAUUCUGCUGGGUUCCGGGGCACUGCGGAAUACCAGGCUACUCUGAAGCUGACUUUCUGGCUGGGGCAGGACCAUCGCCCCUCACUAUACCAACGAAGUACCGUUACACGAUGUCAAGGGCGGGAUCGUGA
Molecule: messenger RNA, 897 nt
Organism: Ochlerotatus camptorhynchus
Lineage: Eukaryota; Metazoa; Arthropoda; Insecta; Diptera; Culicidae
Exons: 2
Coding region: 1-897 (298 amino acids)
Molecular function (GO): nucleic acid binding
Source: RefSeq, a predicted model, not a curated record